This is a messenger RNA of Penicillium crustosum, 1014 nucleotides long. RefSeq lists its product as uncharacterized. NCBI's taxonomy places the organism in Eukaryota, Fungi, Ascomycota, Eurotiomycetes, Eurotiales, Aspergillaceae. The transcript has a single exon. The record is from RefSeq and is a predicted model, not a curated record. The coding region runs from base 1 to 1014 and encodes 337 amino acids.
AUGUCUCUACGAUCAUUUGACAUGAACGAUGAUGCAUAUGAUAUUGCAAGUGACAUCGAUGGAAUGAUUCAAGUUGUAUCUGAUGAGCAUUCCGCCACAUCGCUCAUACUUGCCAAUCUAGUGGCACGACGAAUGCGCGAAUUCCAAGAGAACGAAGACGAUUUUACCGGCUCUGGGACUGCUCCAACAGAUCUCCUGUCAAGUCUUAGCUCAAAUGAUACUGAUGAAGUUAGCCACGAAUUCCUACGGAGCAUAGCCUAUUCCAUGGAUCUUACGACCAUGCCUGAAAAUCUGUUGGUUCUGGUUCUCCCUAUGCUGCUGCAUGUUGAUACAAAACUUCCAACACCCGGGGACCUUCAUGCUCUACAUGAAUUUGCUGAAGCAUCACCAAUGCACCGUGAGCAUGUGGAAACAUGGUUGAGAUCUGAACCGGCUCAAAGCACACUUGAACAAGUUUUCAAGCCAUGGAUGAAUUACUACAGCUUCAAACCCGCGUACCAAUGCAGAGACGAGAUUGCAGCUUACAAAGCUAGCAGAGGAGGUUUGGGGUUUGACUAUGCGUAUGAAUUCGUGAAAGAAUGUCAAUGUACAAGCUGUCUCUCACUUCUCGGCAAUCUUGAGUUGAUUGAUUUCAGGAACUACGACCAAAAUGGCAGGAGCUUCCUCCAUGCAGCUAUUGAGGGUGGAGAUGCCGAAAGUGUGAUGUUCAUUGUCGCUAUCUUGCUGAAAGGAGACUUGGAUCCUCGGCACUUUCCUACGUCUAUCGAUGGAAUGUCUAUUCCCCACCACGUCGCUUUGAUGCAUGACAACGACGUCUUUAGGGGAGUCACCGAGUUUCUAGAAGAUGCAGGCUAUCCUCUAUCUGUGUGGAACGACGAUGGCCUCAAGCUCGAACUAUGCAGCUUCAUCACUGCUGACAUGGCCGAACGGUUCCUGUCGAAGGGGUUCAAUAUCACCAAGCUCCCGAGAAAUACACUUCCAAUGUAUCUGCCCGACGAGGAUGACUCCGAGUAA